CAGCGCGCAGAGGAGCAGUGAGAGGAGCACCUUGCGCGGCUCCUCCCCGCUUCUUGUAGUGUGCAGUCUCUUCUCUCUCUGCAGGCACGUCCAUGUGCGCAGGAGACGGAGUCGAGUUCUCCACGCUGAGCAAACGAUGAUCUCUUUCCGCUCCGGUGUCUGCUUUCCAAAGCAUCAGUGAUGAGAGGAAGCCGGAGCACAGACGCGCGCUUCUCCCCUGUGCGGACCGGCAGUGCGCAAAAGUGCGCUCUGUUCUUCAGCAUCACCAUCAGCACCAUCAGCACCUGAGAUCGACGCUGAGAUCCUGACCAGAAGCCCCGCUACGAGAUGUGCCGAGUACUGCUGAUGAUUUGUGCUCCUCCUUUUCCUGUUCAAACUCAGCGGCAGACAGACUGCAUUAACAAGCACUGCUCACUGCUCCCAUGACCACUGAGCUCAGGAAGACAGAUCUGGUCCAAGGCUAAACCACAGCAUCCUUUUGUUGCAUUCUGUCACUACAUCAGUGUCCACUUUCUCAAUCCAUCACCAUGGCUUGCUUCAUGGUUUCUGUCUUUCUUUUGGUUCUCCGAACAUAUACUGCCCCAUUUCACUUUGUCCAUGCAGAAUUUGACAUAACACUGGACUCUGCUGACCUUGGCGCUGGACCUUCAUCCAAUGUCUCUGGAGACGUGCCUCCAUCUCCACCUCCAGGGACGAGCAAACGAGCCCCACACAGCAUCAUUAUUGGUGUACGCAAAGGUGGUACAAGAGCACUGCUGGAAAUGCUUGACAUACACCCUGAGGUUGCUGCUGCAGCCACUGAGGUGCACUUCUUUGACUGGGACGAGAACUAUGCCAAGGGCUUUGAGUGGUACCGUGAGUUGAUGCCCUAUUCCUACCCACAUCAGAUCACAGUUGAAAAAACUCCUGGCUACUUUACAUCAGCUCUUGCACCGGAACGCAUCUGCGCGAUGAACUCCUCUAUAAAGUUGCUACUGAUCUUGCGUGACCCGGCUGAGCGGGUCAUCUCAGAUUACACCCAGGUGUACUUCAACCGACUGGAGAACCACAAGCCCGUGCAAGCCAUCGAGAACCUGCUAGUGAGAAAUGGAGUCCUAAAUAUCCGGUACAAGGCCAUUCAGAGGAGCUUGUAUGACAUCCACAUGCGGAACUGGCUGCGCUACUUUCCCCUGGAGCAGAUACACAUUGUGGACGGGGAUGCUCUGAUACACAACCCCCUGCCGCAGCUUCAGAAGGUGGAGCAUUUCCUCAACUUGCCACCAAGGAUAGUAUCCUCCAACUUCUACUUCAACCAGACCAAGGGAUUUUACUGUAUCCGGAGCGAUGGCAGAGAGCGCUGUCUGCACGAGUCAAAGGGGCGCCCCCACCCGGUGGUCAACAGCACUGUGCUCCAACAACUCCGCUCCUACCUACAGGAGCACAACCGAACCUUCUUCAGGCUGGUCAAGCGUACCUUUGACUGGCAAUAAGGAAUCAAGAUCAGACUCAAAGGAG
Molecule: messenger RNA, 1494 nt
Organism: Thalassophryne amazonica
Lineage: Eukaryota; Metazoa; Chordata; Actinopteri; Batrachoidiformes; Batrachoididae
Gene: hs3st1l1
Product: heparan sulfate (glucosamine) 3-O-sulfotransferase 1-like1
Exons: 2
Coding region: 528-1469 (313 amino acids)
Molecular function (GO): [heparan sulfate]-glucosamine 3-sulfotransferase activity
Source: RefSeq, a predicted model, not a curated record